AUGACCAAAUCUCCUUCUCCAAACUCAGAGAUCACCUUGCUACUCCGUCCCCACGUCGUCAAGCGAGAGUCCUCCGCCCUCGAACAGAACUCUUCGAUCCCCGUCGCAACUCCGUCGUCAGCCACUCGACAAACCGCCGCCCUUCUUCUGCGUUUGAGGGACCGCGUAGUUGACUCUGCUGACGAUGAUGAAUAUCUGGAGCCGGAAGAGGACGUCCCAAUGGAGGACGAACUGGAGCAGGACGAAUUGAGUGCAGAAGAUGAACAGGAAAACCCGGUAGAACCGGAAUCAAACGAGUUUCCCGGGAUCGAAGACCUGGGUUCGAGGCUAGCACAGUCUCGAAUUGUGACCAAUCCUGUUCCUCCCGCUACUCCCGCGCGGCAAUCCAGCGACGAGCUGCAAGAAGUGGGGUAUCUCACUCCGUAUGUCGCCUCCGCCAAGAGCAAGAAAGUCGCUGUUGGCGAUCGUGUGGAGAUUUCGCCCUCUUCGGUGACGGUCAGCAAUGGGACUGUAACCGUGUCUCACGGUUCGACCGUCACUCGCUUCCAUGACGUACGGGUUCGAGCGUCUCCUCACCUGUCCAGGGGUCAAUUGGCUCUGUGGACCGGUAUGCUGGCUCUGCUAAAAGAUCCAGACCUCGUGCUAGCAGAAGUGGAUGUCGAAGAUCGCUGUGAUGGGUGUCGCAACAUCCAGACCAAGUUCCUCCCCCCCACCGUGAAGAAGAUGUCGUGUAUGGCCCCCUUAUUCGUCGCCCCGGACGAUUCGAUCCAUAUUGGUGGCAAAUGUUACUAUUGCCAACUAACCGCUCGUCCCUGUUCCCUCGCUUCGUCCGGCAAACAUGGCUCCCGGUCAGCGCCGAAAAUCACCUAUCCGUUCCAUCGGUCCAUGUUUCGGGGGUUCCAAGUUCUUGGGGGGAUCCUAGUGUCAAUGGUAGACGAUGGGAAUACCUCCCUUUCUCAGCUGGGGGUGACGGGUUUGAAGGAAUUAACUAGAAUGGCUAAGGACCUUGAUCGCUCCAAAAUGGUGCCGGGAAUGUUCGAAGAAGCGGACGACGUCCUCGCUGUGUCCAAGAAGAGACUUCCCAUCCCUCGUUAUCAUUGGAGGUAUCGUCCUGUCCGGCAUCCGUCCGACUCCGAGUACACUGAUGAGGACCGCCCCUCUAAUCCUUCGGACGUCGAAUCAGACGAUGUGUUCGUCGAACAUGACCGUUCGACUAAGGGAAAAGGGAAGGAGAAAGCUGCUGUCCGGCCACAGAAGGGAAAGAAGGGUAAGGCUGUGGAAAGGAAGCGAAAACGCGCGGUGGAGGAUGAGGAGGAAGAGCAAGAAGAGGUCCAACGGGUUUUGCGUCCUCGAAGGUCGAAGGCUAUCCUUCGAUCGUCCUUGGUAACGCCGCCCAUCGACGAAGGAGAGGAAGAGUGGGAACCCGACUUCGAGACUUCCGGCGAUGAAGAUGAAGAGCACGCGGGUCCGUCGACUAGGGAGGCGAGGAAGAGUAGGUUGGAAAGGAGCAAGAGGGGGACAGGACGUAGGUGA
Messenger RNA from Tremella mesenterica DSM 1558, 1533 nucleotides. RefSeq lists its product as uncharacterized. The record is from RefSeq and is a predicted model, not a curated record. The transcript is spliced from 5 exons. NCBI's taxonomy places the organism in Eukaryota, Fungi, Basidiomycota, Tremellomycetes, Tremellales, Tremellaceae. Bases 1 to 1533 code for a protein of 510 amino acids.